GAUGACUCGUUUUUGUGAUUCCUUCGCGACGAAAGGAAAGCAGCGAGUGGAACUGCGAAUUGUACAUUUUUUGGUGAAUUUUCUUCUUUUUGUGGCGGUGUGCGUGUUUCUAAACAGCAAAAUUAGUUUAAAACCUCGCUAAAAACUAAUUGUUGAAAAGCGUUGCAAGAAUUGCUCAUUUGCGCUCCUAAAGGAGACAAAAAUCCGAAGAGUUUAUUCGGCAAACCGGACAUUUUAGCCUAUGUAAAUCUUUGUUAUCUUUCGGCACGUCGAAAAGGAAAGACCUUAGACUAAUCGAUUUUCUUAGCCGUAUUUGUUCGUGUGAAGCUGUGUGUUGCGUAGUUUUCCUGCACAACCAAGUGCUUCGUAUAGAAAAAAAGCUACAAAAUUGGACCGGUUUUUCCGGAUACAGAGAAAGACAGCCAGUAGGGCUUUGCCGUGAGCGCCAGAAAACUAUGUUGCCCUUCAGUCCCCCAAUUGUAAAACGCCUACUUGGCUGGAAGAAAGCCUCCGCCGAUGAUUCCGUCGAAGGCAAAUGGUGCGAGAAAGCGGUGAAAAGCCUGGUGAAAAAGCUCAAAAAGUCCAGCUCUCUAGACGAACUGGAACGGGCCAUUACGACUCAAAAUUUCAACACCAAGUGUGUCACGAUACCAAGAGCCCGUCCAGCCAGUGGCGAAAAUGGAGUUGCGCUGAGAAAAGGUCUUCCGCACGUUAUCUACUGCAGACUUUGGCGUUGGCCUGAUCUUCAGAGUCAAGCUGAAUUGAAGGCCCUGGAUAUCUGUGAAUACGCGUACCAUCUCAAGAAAGACGAGGUGUGCAUCAAUCCUUACCACUACACUAGAACAGAUCCCCAGCAGCCAUUGACGAUUUUAGUACCGAAAAGCCUCUCCACAUCUCAGGCAGGUGAAGGUUCCGUUACCUACACUUUGGAUGAUUUAAGCAACACUGUACCAGUCAAUAUUCAGUACAAUAACGCAUUGAAUGAAAACUAUGUAACCAGUCCACAACCAGUACAACAGCAAACACAACAAGCUGCCCCGUCAUACAUGGAGGUCACACUGAGUCAGCAGAUCCCGACGAACACCAGGAUUAUGGACUCGGUGAAUGUCGGUGUGAGCACAAUCCCAAACACCGAGACGCCCCCGCCUGGAUACAUGUCAGAAGACGGUGAUCCUCUCGAUCAGAAUGAUAAUAUGACGGAUAUGUCCCGUCUGUCGCCUGCAAUGGAUGCACAACCGGUGAUGUAUCACGAGCCUGCGUUCUGGUGUUCGAUCAGCUAUUACGAGCUGAAUCUACGCGUUGGUGAAACCUUCCACGCUUCCCAACCAUCGAUUACGGUGGACGGUUUCACAGAUCCAUCAAACUCCGAAAGGUUUUGUCUGGGUCUCCUGUCCAACGUCAAUCGCAAUGAGGUGGUUGAACAAACCCGUCGCCACAUUGGCAAAGGCGUCCGGUUGUACUACAUAGGAGGCGAGGUCUUUGCCGAAUGUCUUAGUGACUCCAGCAUUUUUGUACAAAGUCCUAACUGUAAUCAGCGAUACGGGUGGCAUCCGGCCACCGUGUGUAAGAUACCACCCGGGUGUAAUUUGAAAAUAUUCAACAAUCAGGAAUUCGCAGCUUUAUUAUCGCAGUCCGUUUCACAGGGAUUCGAAGCGGUCUACCAGCUAACUAGAAUGUGUACGAUUAGAAUGUCCUUUGUUAAAGGAUGGGGCGCAGAGUACAGACGACAAACCGUUACCUCAACACCAUGCUGGAUUGAAUUGCAUUUAAACGGUCCAUUGCAGUGGUUAGACAGGGUUCUCACCCAGAUGGGCUCACCACGAUUGCCAUGUAGUUCUAUGUCAUAAAAUGUCAGAGUAAACUAAAUUAAUACUAAAGAAGAAGUGCGCAAAUAGAAGACACUAAAAGUUUGCGAUAGCUGCUAUCGAUGUGAAGUUGUAAAACAGUAAGAAAAAAAAACGAGAUAUCAGACAUAUUAUGAAUCCCUACUACAAAUUGAGGUAUGCUGAAAAACAAACCCGAGUGGGAUACUGUAAUUAAAACGAUCGAUACCAGUUUUGACUAGUUUAGUUCUAAGAUUGAACUGCUUUUUGCAUAAUUAUCAAUUAUUUUAAAGUUCGUUGAAAUAAUUCACGUUUCCCAAGUAGCGACGUUAUACCUAACAUUUGGCCGGAAACAAAUCAUUACCUUAUAGCGCUUCGCUCAGAUAGAGUGUGAAACAAGUGACUAAAUAUUAUGAAACCUAUUUUUUUGUUAGCAGUUCCCUUGUUUUACUACGAUUGUUUCUGUAGAAGUAAGUGUAUACAUUAUAGCGUUUGUGUUUUUCUAAUACAAAUGAGAGCAACCUUUUAGACGUACUUGCUUAAAGCAGCAUUAAUCUAUUGAUUGCAUUAAUGCAUACACGAAACCUUCACUUUGUUGUAAACAUAUUUUAUAUGUAACUGUUGAAAAUCAAAUAAAAAGCGAAAUUCAAAAUUUCCACUUCCAACGCAGCUAAGCUCUGUUUAUGUACGACGACGGUAAGAUAAAUGAGAAAAGAAUACUGAUUAAAUUGGGUAGAAGAUUGGUAAUCAUAAAAUUUACGAAGGGACAAUUAAAGAGCAGUACACUAUUUUCUGAAAAGAUUUAAUGAACCAUUUUGAAGUGAUACGAUUAUAGAUUUACGAAAGGUGAAAGUGAAAACGCGAUAUGCGGCACAUAUAUGAUGUUUGUGUUUUUAUCCAAUAUCUGUUUGUUUUCCUUUUCGUAUGAAAAGUCAAAUAAUUGCGAAACCAGCAAGACAAAAAUAGUGGUUAGUUGCUUGAAUACACAAUAAAAAUCAAAACAAUGUUUGUUCGAUGAUUUCGAAUUCCACAUUCAUA
Molecule: messenger RNA, 2861 nt
Organism: Wyeomyia smithii (pitcher-plant mosquito)
Lineage: Eukaryota; Metazoa; Arthropoda; Insecta; Diptera; Culicidae
Gene: Smox
Product: mothers against decapentaplegic homolog 3
Exons: 8
Coding region: 456-1847 (463 amino acids)
Biological process (GO): anatomical structure morphogenesis; regulation of transcription by RNA polymerase II; transforming growth factor beta receptor signaling pathway
Cellular component (GO): heteromeric SMAD protein complex
Molecular function (GO): I-SMAD binding; RNA polymerase II cis-regulatory region sequence-specific DNA binding; DNA-binding transcription factor activity, RNA polymerase II-specific
Source: RefSeq, a predicted model, not a curated record